Messenger RNA from Portunus trituberculatus (swimming crab), 3580 nucleotides. RefSeq names its product probable G-protein coupled receptor 158 (gene smog). NCBI's taxonomy places the organism in Eukaryota, Metazoa, Arthropoda, Malacostraca, Decapoda, Portunidae. The record is from RefSeq and is a predicted model, not a curated record. The transcript has 13 exons. Gene Ontology annotation, cellular component: membrane. Gene Ontology annotation, biological process: G protein-coupled receptor signaling pathway. Gene Ontology annotation, molecular function: G protein-coupled receptor activity. The coding region runs from base 523 to 2925 and encodes 800 amino acids.
UCAGUUACUCCUCGACCUUAAGAGUGGUUAGACAUGUCGAUUUCGCUCCCUGAACAUGAGAAAAGGCCGCUCGCUCAAAAUGCAAUUCAGUGAAUGCUCGUCCUUGGAGGCUUCCCGGGCUGGCCAGCGGGCCCGUAACAAUCCAACUAGGCCGGAGAACACUUAGGCGCAGCACCUCAGUUCGCCCCGUAAAAAGAGCGCGAAAAUUGGUGUUGUAAUGGGUGCGAGGUCUUUGUUGACGGGCGUAGCGGUGUGGCGGUGGUGAGUCCUCGACAGCACUGCACCGCGAGCCGCGAGUGACCCUGGGCACUGGCAGUGUGUUGGGCACGCUGCCUAUGCAGGUGACAGGCAGGCCCACACCUGCGUCCCCGCCCACUGCGCCUCAUCUCCGCCAGGGUCCUCGGCCAGCCCAUUAAGUCUGGAGGAGAGGCGGGCGAAUAUUGCGGACGUGUCGCAGAGCAGUGAUGAGCGUUGGUCGUGCUAGGGCCAGGCAGGCGUGACGCGUGGUGGUGGUGCCUCGCCAUGACGGGAGGGCGGAGGCUGUGGCUGUGGGUGGCGGUGUGGGUAUGUGUGUGCGUGUGUCUGGCGCUGGCUGACGAGGAGGACCCUCUACAACAUGAAGCCCAGGUGGCAGCGCGCGACCGCCAGCUGACGCGGGUGUUGCGCCUACUGGGCGUGGAGGGCCAGGAGGGGCGCGGCGGCCCUCUUGACGAAGAGCAGGGCGGCGAGACGUGCUCGCGCCGCACGCUGGACCUCACCAUCCCCGCCGCCCAGCUCGCCAAGUUCACUACGGAAACGCGGGCGGCGCUGCGCCUUGCCAACCUCCUAAAUAAUCUGUUCGUGGGCGUGCGCGAGGGUUUCGAGCCCGCCUAUCCCGCCCACAUGUUCCACGCCCUGGUGCGCGCCUCCCUGGAGCAUGAGCCCUCCAUCACCUCUUCCUCCAUAGCCUUCCUGCGAGGGGAGUACCACCCCCCAGCAGAAGAGGAGCCGCAAGAGGUGUUUGGGGCAUACGGGUGGCGGCGGGAGGGGGGGGACGUGGCCACCACUGACCUGGCCUCUCUGCACAACCACUCCCUCGACCACCCCUCCCACCAGGACACCAAGUGGUUCACCGCACACUCCUCCUACAGAUUCUCCCGGCGGCGGAUCAACAGCAGCCUGGGAGGGGAGGAGGGCGUGCCACCGGGCCCCAUCACGCUCACCAGGGCGGAUGACGGUCAAUGGGCGUCGCAGCCUCUCCUGGACUGCGGCGCCUCUAACCUGUGGGUGGUGGCUUACUCCCUGCCCUUCUUCGGCCGUGUUGAAGACGGUCUGUACGCUAAGAUCAAGGGCGUGGUGCUGGUGACGGUGCCGCUGCGGGAGGUGGACCUGGACCAGUGUGAUGUGGACGAUCUUCUUGGUCCACACCUGUUUUCUGAUACCCACAAGUGUGACGUCUCCACCACGCAGUGUGAGUCGGUGUCUGGUCUGGGCUUCCGGCGCGGGGGUUACCGAUGCCAGUGCCACCCCGGCUACUACCUGCCUCGUCCCGGCCCUGGAUACUUCAGCGGCGAGGAGAUUGAGGCUGCCUACUCCACCAAACAGUCCCUAGACGCUUUCAGGUGCCUGCCGUGCCCCGAAGGAUGCCAUCUGUGCUCCGCCUCCACGCCGUGCCCCGUCCGGACUCACGCCCUGCCGCGUCUCCUGCCGGCGUGCCUGCAGGCGGCGGCGGUGUGUGUGUGUCUGGUGCUGGCCGCCGUGGUGCUCAAGAUACGCAAGUGUAAGGUGAUCGCUGUCUCGCUGUGGACAAUGUUGGAGAUGAUGAUUCUAGGAGCUGUUGUUAUCUACUGCACGAUCUUCCUUCGUUUCGUGGAGCCCUCCGUCACUAUGUGCAUGGUGGAGCCCUGGUUCAGAGAGCUGGGAUUCGCUAUCUUCUACGGCGCCAUCGUGUUGAAGCUGUACAGGAGUCUCGUUGACCACCGUACGAGGAAGGCACACCGCUACGUCAUCCGAGACAGAGACCUGCUGAAAUACCUGGCAGGGCUGAUUGCCUUCGUGACUGGCUACCUCGCUGCCUGGUCCGCCCUCGUGGCCCACUUGGCGUCAGAAGGCCACUCCCUCCUAGCGCUGGGCCACACCCCUGAGGGUCUCGCCUUCGUCACCUGCAAGAGUAUGUGGUGGGAGUACGUGACUGAAGCAGGCGAGCUGAUUUUCGUCUGCUUCGGGCUGUACCUGGCGUGGCAGCUGCGGAAGGCGGCUGGGGACGGGGGGGAGGUUGGGGAGCUGUGUGAACGUCGCAGCCUCACCGCCGCCCUCCUGCUGGAGCUGCUCUCCUCCACCGUGCUCUAUGUGGGCCGGCAUGUGCUGCUCCUCCGCGCGCACCCCGACCACGCCUUCCUCGCUUACUUCGCCCGUUCCCACCUCACUGUUACUCUCUCCCUGCUGCUCAUCCUCGUCCCCAAGCUGUGGUGCGCGGGCGGUGGGGGGCGGGAACUGCCUCGCCGCACUUACUCCACCACUGAGGGUGCUCACGAGCCGCGCUUCUGUGACGCCCUCACCAACGGCGACCUGGAGGCGUCUGACAUCAACCUGAGCCAGAUGGACCCGGAGGAAAUCAGGGCGGAGCUGAAGCGGGUGUACACGCAGCUGGAAGUGUUGCGAACCAAGACGAUGAGGAAGGACAACCCGCACAUUUCCAAGCGGCGGGGCGGCAGGAAGGCCACACACCGCCGCUUUUCCAUGCAGAGUCGCAAAGGAAGUCGAGAGAAGUCGUUCCACCGGCACCACCAACGCGCCCUGCACCACACCCUGGACGAGGGGGACAUGACCAAGACGCCUGAGGAGUCCGUCUGCUCAGUCGAGGGCCCCUCUGUCCUCUCCGUGUACGCUGACGGCCCCUCGGACAUAGGCACGCCAUCCAUCCUGCACCGCUCCUACAAGUUAUGAGAGCGUUCCCCGCAGAGGUCGCCGUCGCCACUACCGCCACCCGAGUCGUCGCCCACGCUGCCGCCGCCGCCACACCGCAGGGACGAUGGCUGUGUGUAGCAGGUCCAGGCUGGCUCUUAUACCGUGAUCGUCCCCUUGUGUGUUGUUUGUGUGAGUCUUCAUGGUGUGAGAUGUGACGCUUCUCUGACACUCUCAGUGAGCCAGAGCCUGGAGUGUGGGACUGCCCGAGUAGUGAGUGAAGGGAAACUCUGUGAUGGAUUGUAGCAUAUUUACAAAAGCACGUAUAGAUAAAAACACAAGUAAAGAUUGACCUUCAAGGAAAAUUAGCUAGACUAAGAAGGUACGUACAAAAUACAACAGAAAACGAGAGCUGAGGAGAUCGUGGUGAUGCAAUAACAAGAAGAAAAAUAAGCAGAAUAGCACGUGGCGACCUGCUGACUUUGAAACGCAAGCAGAAGCAGUAAGCAGAGUUAGUAGAGUGUGACUGCGUGACUGCUCCACCAGUACUGCUGCAUUAGGACUAGUCAUUACUACUCGUAGGUGUAGAUUAAAGUAUAUCAUUGUAUAUGAAAGUCACAUAUUAUAUAUACGGAAUAUUUUUCCAGGUAAUCCACAGACUAAUGUACCACGAUAUCAAUUAUUAUUAUUAUUAUUA